AACAUGCUUUACCUUCAAUGAAAGCUGAGACUGAGGUACGGUUUAUGCUGGACCUGAAAUCAGCGCAGUUCUCCGUCUGCGUUCUUACACCUGAUCCUGUUUUCAUUUACUGAUUCAAUCACAUUUAGACCUGCAACUUAUAAAAAUACAGACACCUUGGAUAACGUAUCUUCCCCUCUUGCUGUAACUGGUGUCAGGGUGAUGGUAUCAUUUUCUUGCAGAGGACUCAGGUGAUGGUAUGUGUUUUUGGAGAUAGGGACCGUUUUAGGAAACGCGUUAUUUUUUCCACGGCUGUUAUUUUUUCGUUUGCUACGUUUCUUUUGCCUCAAGCAUGGCACUCUACUCUCGAUUUGUGAUCGUGCUGCUUUACGGAUGGAGUUAUUUGUGCGUUGGAUUCUGCGCUAUGCUGAAAACGGACAAUAUCCCCGAGAGACGAAAGGUGGAUUUUACGCAUUCAGUGGAUAAAAAGUACACUACAAAGGAAGACCGGGACACGCUUUUACAGGAUACAAUGACGGAGCACAUGCAGAUGCUUUACGCGAAGUACAACAGUGCUGGAUUUCCCUUCAAGGACGGCAACACUGUUCGUAGUUUCAAAGCGCACUGGGGUACUAUAAACAAGAAACAGCUGCAGAUUUUCAACCUCACCUCCCUCACCAAGUCAGAAGACAUCCUGUCGGCUACUCUUCAUUAUUACAUUGGAGACCUUCAGAACAGCACCCAAGGCUGCUCCAAAAGCUGCGCUCGCCACGGUCCCAGGAGGCACAGCCACAUCCACAUGGUCAUCUGGAGUUUUGCCUCUGUGGAUAAUAAGAUGAGGACUUUAGGACAUUUUCGGAUCAAUGUGUCCACCCUCUACAGGGACUUCAUAUCUUGGCAGUGGAAGGACAUAACUCGUGUGGUCAACCAGGCCAAACACCACGAUGAGCUGCUUAUUGGCAUCGAUGUGGCUUCACAAGGCUCCCAGCCAUGGAAGAAGCUCCUGUCAGACCGCUCACCCUACAUCCUGGUCUAUGCCAAUGAUUCUGCCAUUUCAGAGCCUGAAAGUGUGGUAGCCACUCUCCAGAGGCACCACUCAGUGAGAGGUGAGGGCUCCAUUUCACACGGGUUCCACAAACUGGGAUUGCAAGAGCAAAAUGACACCAAACGACAGUCACAGCCCAGACAUAAGCGCUCAGUGAAUGUUCUCCUACCACUGCAAAAUAAUGAACUUCCCGGUCCUGAGUAUCCAUAUGAGACGACUGGCUGGGAUGAGACGAGUCCAUAUGAACCGUUUGAAAACAAACAGGCACGUCGGCCGCGCAAAAAGACACGCAAGAAUCAGCGGCACAAGAUGCCCUUGCUCCAGUUUGAUGAGCAGACAAUUAAAAAGGCGCGAAAGAAGCAGUGGAACGAGCCCAGGAACUGUGCUCGGAGAUACCUGAAAGUUGACUUUGCUGACAUUGGAUGGAGCGAAUGGAUUAUAUCACCCAAGUCGUUUGAUGCCUACUAUUGCUCAGGGUCCUGCCAGUUCCCCAUGCCAAAGGCUCUGAAGCCAUCUAACCACGCCACCAUCCAGAGCAUAGUGCGGGCAGUGGGCGUCGUCCCAGGCAUCCCUGAGCCGUGCUGUGUCCCCGAGAAGAUGUCUUCCCUCAGCAUCCUCUUCUUUGAUGAGGACAAGAACGUGGUGCUGAAGGUCUACCCCAACAUGACGGUGGAUUCCUGCGCCUGUAGAUAGUUUCUUUUUCUUCCCAGGCCUCAUUGCAUACACCUCAUGUCACAAAGAGAAGUUCAAAAAAUAAGAUACAACCAAAAAGAUGCUCCUGCAGUCAUACACUCACUCACAUACAAACAUCAACUGAACGCAACUUCCCUUUUGCACUGGAGGAGAGCAGCAGGCGCUCCAGGUGACGAUGAGACUGUUGCUGGGAAGAAAUGGAUCAUGUGAGUUAUCCUAGUAAAAGAUGUAUUUUAAUGUAUUUAUCAUUGCUGCUCAGUUAUUAGUUGGGCGAUGGCAGGGUGGACGCAAUCACAAACCCACUAUCAAGACAUACAAACAGCAGCUGAGACCGAAAAGAGACAAAAACUGAAGGAAAAUAUUCAUUUUUCAGAAAAACAAAAUCUGCCUAUGAGGGAGGGUGUCGGUCUCGUCUUUCUCUCCUUCAUAGUUUGAAGUUGUCACCACCAGGUCACCUCUGCUCUCACAUGCAUGGUUUUUGUUACUAUGUGUAAGUAUUUAUGUCUGUACUAUCACUGUGUUAUUCACCAUACGAGAAGUUAUUGUAUCAUUUUUUGGCUUGGCUGCUAUAAAGGGUUAUAUUAGAUUCCAAAGCCAGAAUUAUGACGUAGACUUUAGGUUGCCUUACAUGUUUAUGUUUAACUGUUGUUUUUUAGAGUUUAUUAUAGGUGGAAGAGUAAGCUACAUUUUUGUUGAGACAUGUUCAGCUUCAAAAAAAUUAAAAAAGCUUUAUGAGUAAACCUCAUAUGUGAGGCCAAAAGUGCAAAAAUCAGUGAUCAAUGAUCAAUCAGCUGACGGAUGUUUCUGAUAUACUCUUCUGGAAACUGUGGUGUGAGGUCUUGGAGGUGGAGACAGCCAUUCUCUGGAUAAAACAUUUCAGGUGGCGCUUGCUGAACAAGGUAUCUGGCUGCCGUUAAAACCCGGCAGAAGAUGCACAUUUGUAUGCAUCUUCUGCCGGGACCCUUUCUUCUCCUCACCAGUGUUACUGAGGACCAGAAACAGGUGGGGCUCAGCUGGAAGCAUUCGGGGUGAAGACUCGGUGAGGAGCUACAGGACGGCUCGCAGCUCUGAGCACCGAUUGGUGGAUGGUUUGAAAUAAAUGAACCAGCAGCAACUAUCAGGUCAAAACGGUGCAGUAAACUGCCGGCAGCAAAACCAAAGUCACGGUUGUAUGAUUCAGUUAAAUACUCUCCUCCCAAAAUGUUGCACCAUAAAGGAAAACUCCUACAAAUAUGUGCACAAUAAGGCCAGCUGUAUAAACAACAGUGUCAUCUGAACAUCCACAUGGUAGUUUUCUUUUCUUUCCGAAACAGGGCUUCCAGUUGGUGCAGAGCAGUAGUAAAUCUUUCCUUAAUUUAGAGAGAUAAGGGAUGAAGUAUUGAAGGAAAAUAAAGGCAUGAAACAAAGUGUUAACUCCUACUUCAUGCUUACAGGUCUCCCGUGCUCCUAAUUUAUGCUCAGAGAAAUAAUGAUUACACAAAGCUCUUCAUCAGACUGAUCUUAAAAUUUCAGAAUGCCUUUGAAAAGCUGUUUUUUUUAACAAAUAAUAAAUUUAAGCAAAAGUAGAUUUGAGUCAAAAUAAACUGCUGGUCUGGAAUCAGACCUGUUUUCACUGAACAUCACCUUGAAGGUGUCAGAGAGUGAAAUGUGCAGUUAUGACUUACCUGAAGUCCAAAACCUUUGUGCUGUUUUUUUCAGGUCCGAGGAAAAAGUGGUACGUUACCUUUUACAGUACACUGGGUACAGCAUUACAUCUUCUCUGUUUUCACUUAAACCCAGAGUAUGAGCAAUAAGGCCCUUAUUGUGAUAUAUAAUGAUACAGAGUGGAUGCUGCAUAAAUCAUUUGAGGGUGUGUUAUAUGAGUCAGAUCAGCUAUGAACAGCAGCCACACCUGGAAGAACAGUUGCCAUAAUGUUGCCUUGAGUUGUGCGUUAUUGUCACAGUUCAUAAAGCCAAAUAUUUAUUCAGAGCAAAUAGACUUAAUUAAAGCAACUUUUUUUUCUAUACACUUGUACAUUACCUUUGUAUAUAGCUCACUCUACUAUGAUGAUGCCUCUUUGAGAUAGAAGUGCCUUUUGAACGGGUGAAUUUACAAAAACUUUGAUUCAUCGUGAAGCUCAAGUCAAAGCGAGCAUAUUUCUUAUGGUACCGAAGAGUCUACACAUUGAACACAGUACUUAUUCUUUUGUGGAUUUCAUUAUAAAAUGUAUUUCAAACCAUUUUGAUAUUCCAGAGACAUUUAUUUUGUGUCAUUACCUGAGGGCAGAUUGUGUAACUUUAUAUAUUUUGUACUGACACAUUUUAUGCCGAGACAGAUUUUAGAAAUGCAUGUUGUAGAACGAAGGCUUCCUCUGUUCGUGCCAGUUUAACUUUGCAGAUAUGAUGACUGCUGACGCGUCACUUUUUCUGCAUUUGAGGCGACUCGGGUCCAAUCUUUCUGAGUAUGAAUCAGUCAUAUUCAGUGCAGUGUCGGCCAUUUAUAGGAACUUAUUCAACUUCACCGUUUCUCAUCUUGUAAAUGUUAUGCUGUAGGUAAAAACAAUGCCUGUACAAUAAGCUUCAUGAAAUAUAUUUGUAUAUGGAAAAGGCCUUUAACAUACAUCUAUUUAUUUUCUCUAUGUUGCAUAUCUUGUAACGGUGUGGUCUGGGAAAGGGGGACUGAAGCUCUGAAGUGUCGAUGGUCUUUAUAUCUGUGAUGGACUUUUGUCACGACUGACUGACUGAAGGUCUCCCUCCUCUGAGCUUGGACCCUCCUUCCAAAGCAUUCAAAGAAAUGAAUAAAAGUAUGC
This is a messenger RNA of Archocentrus centrarchus (flier cichlid), 4506 nucleotides long. RefSeq names its product bone morphogenetic protein 3-like. The transcript has 3 exons. NCBI's taxonomy places the organism in Eukaryota, Metazoa, Chordata, Actinopteri, Cichliformes, Cichlidae. Gene Ontology annotation, molecular function: growth factor activity; cytokine activity. Gene Ontology annotation, cellular component: extracellular region. The coding region runs from base 332 to 1717 and encodes 461 amino acids. The record is from RefSeq and is a predicted model, not a curated record.